Molecule: messenger RNA, 2930 nt
Organism: Chlorocebus sabaeus (green monkey)
Lineage: Eukaryota; Metazoa; Chordata; Mammalia; Primates; Cercopithecidae
Gene: SHISA2
Product: shisa family member 2
Biological process (GO): negative regulation of Wnt signaling pathway; negative regulation of fibroblast growth factor receptor signaling pathway
Cellular component (GO): endoplasmic reticulum
Source: RefSeq, a predicted model, not a curated record
UCCUGGGCGUCGCGGCAGAGGGGAGUGGCCCGCGCGGAAAGCGCCGCGGGACAGUCAGCGACGAGGCCCGGGGAUCGCCGGGGCCACGACUUCUCGGAGACCGCCCUGCGCUCUCUGGAGACGCGCCGCCCGCGCCAGGGUGGUGCCAUGUGGGGCGGUCGCCGCUCAUCCGUCGCCUCCUCCCGGAACGCCGCUUCGCUCCUGCAGCUGCUGCUGGCCGCGCUGUUGGCGGCGGGGGCGAGGGCCAGCGGCGAGUACUGCCACGGCUGGCUGGACGCGCAGGGCGUCUGGCGCAUCGGCUUCCAGUGUCCCGAGCGCUUCGACGGCGGCGACGCCACCAUCUGCUGCGGCAGCUGCGCGUUGCGCUACUGCUGCUCCAGCGCCGAGGCGCGCCUGGACCAGGGCGGCUGCGACAACGACCGCCAGCAGGGCGCCGGCGAGCCUGGCAGGGCGGACAAAGACGGCCCCGACGGCUCGGCAGUGCCUAUCUACGUGCCGUUCCUCAUCGUUGGCUCUGUGUUUGUCGCCUUUAUCAUCUUGGGGUCCCUGGUGGCAGCCUGUUGCUGCAGAUGUCUCCGGCCUAAGCAGGAUCCCCAACAGAGCCGAGCCCCAGGGGGUAACCGCUUGAUGGAGACCAUCCCCAUGAUCCCCAGUGCCAGCACCUCCCGGGGGUCAUCCUCACGCCAGUCCAGCACAGCUGCCAGUUCCAGCUCCAGCGCCAACUCGGGGGCCCGGGCACCGCCGACAAGGUCACAGACCAACUGUUGCUUGCCGGAAGGGACCAUGAACAAUGUGUAUGUCAACAUGCCCACGAAUUUCUCUGUGCUGAACUGUCAGCAGGCCACCCAGAUUGUGCCACAUCAAGGGCAGUAUCUGCAUCCCCCAUACGUGGGGUACACGGUGCAGCACGACUCUGUGCCCAUGACUGCUGUGCCACCUUUCAUGGACGGCCUGCAGCCUGGCUACAGGCAGAUUCAGUCCCCCUUCCCUCACACCAACAGUGAACAGAAGAUGUACCCAGCGGUGACUGUAUAACCCAGAGUCACUGGCGGGUUCCUUUACUGAAGGGAGAGGAAGGAAGGGGUGGGUUCUCCAGGUGGACAUCCGCACAUGUCGGUGGUAUUUAUGGCACGGUUCCUUUGGAUGGCUUCAUUUACCCCCAGACUGUAUGAAAACAUCUCCAAAUGAGCAUUUCUGGGUAUGUGUCACCCAGGGUAUCGUUGGUUUAUGAUGGGAAACCGGCCUCAGCUGGAGUUGCCUGUGAUGUUGCUGAUGGGCGGGUAACAAAUGCUUGAGUCCCAAGUCCCCUUGAGAUAUGGUUGGGGAAAGAAUUUUAUAAACUGAUAAAUUAAGGGUUUUUAUUAUGUUGUUAUUAUUUCUUUUUUGUUGAGUGCACAAGAUCAAAAUGCCUGUUAUCUCCCUUUUACCUGGGCCUUUUUUUUUUUUUUUAAUGAGACAGGGUCUUGCUCUGUCGCCCAGACUGGAGUGCAGUGGUGCUAUCUCGGCUCACUGCAGCUUCAGCCUCCUGGAUUCAAGCAGUUCUCCUGCCUCAGCCUCCCAAGUGGCUGGGAUUACAGGUGCCUGCCCACACGGCUAAUUUUUUGUAUUUUUUGUAGAGAUGGGGUUUCACCAUGUUGGCUAGGCUGGUCUCACACUCCUGACCUCAAGCGAUCUGCCUGUCUCAGCCUCCCAAAGUGCUGGGAUUACAGGCGUGAGCCACUGCCCCCAGCCUGAGCCAUUAUUUUAUUUUUUUAUUUUUAUUUUUUAAAUGCAUCCAAGGUUAAGGGGAAGACACAAAUAACAGGACUAUUCUAAAAGGAAAUCUGUUUGAACUCUGUGAGAUCGGUCAUCAGCCUCAGUAUUCCACAGGCACACCUUCAUUUCAUUGUAAAAAGAUAUACAUUUUGUCUAUUUUUGUGCUUUUGGGGCCUAUUUUUGUGCUUUUUUACCUUGUGUAGAGAUCUUAUUACAAAGUGAUUUUCUACAUUAAAAAGAGACUGAAAUAAAUUGUAUAGUUACUUAACUAAUGAAGACAUUUCAGAACUCUGGGAUGAUUUUAAUCUUGAAGUAGUAGGUGGUGUAGUAUUAAAACUGUUCACCCCCUUCUUGAUUGUAUCUUAAUUUUCUGGCUUUAAGGUGACAUCUGAGAGGUAAUGCACUCUUUUUUGUAUUGAAAUCAGAAGCUGUCACCCGCUGCUUCUCUGAGUUACUUUUAAUUUUGCCUUGUGGUUACGGUUUGGGAUUUCCUUCUGUUUGGUUUUCAGAUCCCCGUGUCUAUAUAGUCCUGAGUGCAAGUAAUUACUAUACUUAUAAAUGAGGAUCAGUAUUUCUGCCUAGAUCUGAUAAAACAUUUUCUUGUUUUAGUUAUAAAAAUUCAAAGAAAUGUGUUACAAAGAUACUUAGUAUAGCUCCUUAGUCAUAACCUGAGACUUGGGAUGAAAUUUAAACCACAGAGAUGGUUUACUUUGCAGAUCAUAAGGCUUUUUAUACUCUUGUUAUCAAAAUGGCUUAUUUUUCGGGCAAUAGGGACUAUUAAGUCAAGAGAAAAGCUUUUCAAAGAAGUAUUGCCUUUCUUCUCCCACACAGUUCUUGAUUUCGUCUCUCUUUCAGGCCUCAACAGGCACUGUAUUCAUUGCCAAGGUUCCAAAUUAUCAAAUUCAAGUGAAUUUAUUUGUGUGUUGUUUAUUAUUAAAAAAAGAUAACUUUAAGGAUGUGCAAGAUUUUGUAAUUAAACAAAUCGUUGUAUGGUGUGGUCUUCUACACAUUUAUAUCUAUAGAUAUCUAUCGAUCAUCUUUCUAUUCUGUCUGUUUCAUGACUGAAUAAUGUAAAACCAUUGUUGGCAACUGGUAUCAUCAAAGAUACUCAUUUUUUAAUAGCCAAAGGCAGGGGAAAAUCAUUUUACUUAUUAAUAAAUAUUUUAUGAUGUGAA